GCAUUCGCCAACCCUCUGCGCCACACAUCACAAAAGCACGAAAGUAUCUCAAGCGCACGCGGAUCCUUCUCUCGCCCUCUCCGUCGCGCAGAGUCGCCUAGCCCCGCCGCCGCGCGCGCCAUGGCCUCCGAUGCGUGGCUUUCUCUACCAUGCCGCCUCCCAUCUCUCCUCUCCCCGCCGAUGCUCCGCCGGUUACCCUGCACCGCCGCGGCGUCCACCUCCCCAAGGUGCCGUGUCGGGACGGCGGUGCCCGCGCGCCCCCGCCGCGGCAGGGUGGCCGGCGGCCGGUGCCGGCCUCGCGCCUCCGAGGCUGAGAGGCAGGGACCGGUGCAACAGGAAGACGAGGUUGUCGACAGCAAUGUGCUCCCCUACUGCAGCAUCGACCGGAAGGAGAAGAAGACCAUUGGGGAGAUGGAGCAGGAGUUCCUCCAGGCGUUGCAGGCGUUCUAUUACGACAAGACGGCGAUCAUGUCGAACGAGGAGUUCGAUAACCUCAAGGAGGAGCUCAUGUGGGAAGGAAGCAGCGUUGUGAUGCUAAGCCCAGAUGAGCAAAGGCUUUUGGAAGCCUCCAUGGCAUAUGUGGCUGGCAACCCCAUCAUGACGGAUGCUGAAUUUGAUGAACUAAAAUUGAGAUUAAAGAAAGAAGGAAGUGACAUUGUACAAGAAGGUCCAAGAUGCAGCCUACGGAGUCGAAAGGUCUACAGUGACUUGACUGUUGAUUACUUCAAGAUGUUCCUGCUAAAUGUUCCAGCAGCCAUUGUAGCUUUGACACUAUUCUUCUUCUUGGAUGAUUUGACAGGAUUCGAGAUCACAUAUCUUCUCGAGUUGCCAGAGCCUUUCAGUUUCAUCUUCACAUGGUUUGCUGCACUGCCUUUAAUAUUUUGGGUAGCAAAGGCAAUCACUAAUGCCAUAGUGAAAGACUUUCUGAUUUUGAAGGGUCCAUGUCCAAAUUGCGGAAAUGAAAAUCUUUCCUUCUUUGGGACUAUAUUGUCAGUGCCUAGCGGUGGUGCAAAAAACAGUGUGAAAUGUGCAAAUUGCGGCACUGCGAUGGUGUAUGACUCCGCAUCCCGGUUGAUUACACUCCCAGAAUUAGCAGAGGCAUAAGUAAAGGUGAUUUAGAUUUUCCACUCGCAGGAGGGCCUGCAAAUUCUGCGAUCUACCAUACAACGCAAGACCGACCUUGAAUCUGGUGACAAUCGUGUAGUAAUUUUGAUUGUUUGUGAGGUCUGUUUGUUAUACUAGUCUAUGUAUAUCUUCUUCAAACAAAUGUAGAUAUUUGUAUCUAUACAGAAUUGAUGAAAUGGAGAAACGUGCAUAGUGUACAAAAAAGUAUCUAAAUUCCAUUUUA
Phragmites australis (common reed) is the source of this 1348-nucleotide messenger RNA. Its product is annotated as PGR5-like protein 1A, chloroplastic. The coding region runs from base 121 to 1104 and encodes 327 amino acids. Gene Ontology annotation, biological process: photosynthetic electron transport in photosystem I. The transcript has 10 exons. The record is from RefSeq and is a predicted model, not a curated record. Lineage: Eukaryota; Viridiplantae; Streptophyta; Magnoliopsida; Poales; Poaceae. Gene Ontology annotation, molecular function: oxidoreductase activity, acting on iron-sulfur proteins as donors. Gene Ontology annotation, cellular component: chloroplast thylakoid membrane.